GUGUUGCUGUAGUGGAGACCGUCAACCGAAGGGACUGGAAUGCGGCGCCAGGACCCACACGGCAACCCCCCCGUUUCCCUGCGAGGCUGGAGCCCCUAAUAUCGUCUGGAAUAACAACUCGCCUGAUUCCAAACUGUCCUUAAAACUCAUGUUGCAGCUGUCAGAAGAUCAUCUUUAUUGUCCAGCUUCCAGGAGAGACAUCACCACGAGGACAACUGAAUGCGCUGGAUAUAUUGGCUGGGAUGACGUUUUAAACUCGCCAGUUGCUCCACCGUCGGUACUGGCCCCGUGACCGCAGAUUCUCCGCCCCUCCCGACUCCUCAUUCUAUUCUGGUCUUUAUUUUACUUUAUUGUAUUUUAUUGGCUUGAUUGAUUGUGAUUCUUGUUUGUAUUUGUAUACACUGGCGAUUGAUACUCUCUCCCCUCGAUAUGGCCAUCCGGCUGUCGCGACGCUGGAUUACGGCCCUCAUCCUGCUGUGCGGCUUCACCGUCACCACCACAUUCCUCCACUUGGGCCUCAGCGGCUCCUCCCUCCUCCCCUCCGAUCUCUACCACCAUGUCGCGCCCGGAAACGACGGCCCGCCACCUCCUGACUUUUGGGAAUGGGAGACCUUCACGCGGUUUGCGCCCGCGCCACGGACUCCCCCCGGCGCCGGCGCCAGCGACGAGAACCCAGAUGACCACCUCUGCGAUUCCUUCCCCACCGAAGUCCUCUCGCGCGUCCAGGUCGUCUUGAAGAUGGGCGCCUCCGAGCCCGCCGACCGCCUCAACCCGCAGAUCGAGACCGUCACCCGCUGCAUCAAGAACCUCCUGAUCGUCUCCGACCGCGAGGGCGAAUUGCGCGGCCACCGCGUGCACGACAUCCUCGCGACCCUACCUCCCUCCUUCCGCGUAAACACCACCGACUUCGACGCCUACGAGGCCGCCAAGCGCGGCGACCCGGCCUCCAUGGCCGAUACCCAGAAAGGGUGGAACCUGGACCGCUUCAAGUUCCUCCCCAUGGUCGAGCGCGCCUACGACGUCAACCCCACCGCGCAGUGGUUCAUCUUCCUCGAGUCCGACACCUACGUCGUCUGGGACAACCUCUUCCGCCUCCUGGAUCAAUUCAACCCGGAUCGGCCGCUUUACUUUGGAUCGCCAUCGCCCGGUCGCGUUACCGGCGACGGCGAGGUCACCUGGUUUGCGUAUGGCGGUGCGGGCAUCGUUCUGUCGGCGGGCGCCAUCGACAAGGCAGUGGAGCGAACUACGGGCGCGAUGGGGGACCUCAUCCAACCGUCGCUGAGUGUGCAGUUCGAGCAGAUCAUUAAGGAGGACUGUUGCGGCGACUCCGUGCUGGGCUGGGUGCUGUUCGAGAAGGGCGUGCGCUUGUCCGGGUUGUGGCCCAUGUUUCAGCCACACCCGCUUCAUGGUGUUCCUUUUGAUGGCGCGUAUUGGUGCCAGCCAGUCAUCACCAUGCACAAGACGCUGCCGGCUGACAUGUACGGGUUCAUGCAGUGGGAGAACAGUCGAGACCGAUCGGAACCCCUGCUCUACUCCGAUCUCUACGAAUACACCAAACUCGGCACAUUCGACCACCGCACCGACUGGGACAACGGCGACUUCGGCGGGUGGCAGGAACCUCCCGAGUCCCCCGGUCACACAUCCUUUGAGGCCUGCGGGACCGCCUGCCACGACCACCCCGACUGUAAAGGCUACACGUACGACUCAACCGGCCACUGCAUCUUCAUCCGGACGAUGCGGUUAGGCUCGUCCAAGAAGUUACUCGGAACGACAGCGCGUCUGUCGGCCGGAUGGGACGUGGGGAAGUUGAAGCAGUUACAAGAAGAACUGAACGCGGAUUGCAAACGACCGCGCUGGGUGAAGCCCAGUAUUACGAGGAUAUUCUAAUAUUUAUUUGAUUUAUGGUACGAUGUGGAUGGUAUGAAUGACUAUCUGUUUUCUUUUCCUUUUCCUUUUUCUUUUUCUUUUUCUUUUUCUUUUUAUUAUAAUGUUGGGGCGUUGGAUACAUACCCUGUAUUUACAUCACGAGUUGCACAUAUUCUUGCAUAUAUUGCCUUGAUU
This is a messenger RNA of Aspergillus candidus, 2061 nucleotides long. RefSeq names its product glycosyltransferase family 31 protein. The transcript has 2 exons. Gene Ontology annotation, cellular component: membrane. The record is from RefSeq and is a predicted model, not a curated record. NCBI's taxonomy places the organism in Eukaryota, Fungi, Ascomycota, Eurotiomycetes, Eurotiales, Aspergillaceae. Gene Ontology annotation, molecular function: glycosyltransferase activity. Bases 430 to 1887 code for a protein of 485 amino acids.